AUGACGUUCUCCGGAGUCCUGGCGAUCAUGAUGUUGCUGGGCUGCGCCAGAGCCGCGCAACUUGACAUGGAGGAGCUUUCAAACGCGACGGGAUGGAUUAAAAUAUGUCAGAUCCAGGAUGGUAGCAGAGGUUCGUAUUCCUUUCCUUUGACAACAGGAGCUUAUGGAAGCAUCGCUUCGUCGAUUGGCUCAAGCCAUGCAAAGUAUUCAGACUCGGAUAUCAACUCAAUGGCCGUCGCGCGGGACGGUUAUUCGCACGUGUACCAAAUCAAGAGCUUAGAUUGUUCUUCGUACUUGUACGUCAGGUCGAACGACACGUACGUCGAUACAUCGCGAUCGUUCGGCCUUACACGAAGUAGUACCCGAGUCUGUUUGGCUCCAUCAUACGAAUCCUGUUCGACUUGGGCUACAUUACCUUGCACAUCACACGGCAUUGACCUGCUGUAUACGAGCCCUGGCCUCGGUGGUGAGUCAUGUUGCCGUUAUUUCUUUGGGCAUGGACAACUGGAUUGUUGGGGUGGCCCCUCAGGUUACCGCUGCGUGAACGGUGGCUCUGACUGCUCCAGCUAUAAGAAAUUGGAAGAUGUAGUGUUUUACGUCUGGGGGGUCAGCGCGGCGACGCCCAGCCCGACGCCGAACCCGACGCCGAACCCGACGCCGAACCCGACGCCGAACCCGACGCCGAACCCGACGCCGAGCCCGACGCCGAGCCCGACGCCAUACCCGACUCCAUACCCGACGCCGCAACCGACGCCGUACCCGACGCCCUACCCGACGCCCUACCCGACGUCUUACCCGGCGGCGUUCCCGACGCACCGCCCGACGCCCAGCCCAGGGCCCGGCCCGGCGCAUCCUCCAGGUUGGAUGCCCGUUGUGCCAUGGAGAUGGUGAGGGAUUGAGGAUAUGAGGAUCGCGACGGGGAUUACGAGCAACACGAAACGCAAUCAGAAGAGCGGUGCCCUGGCCUCGACGUAUAGGUCGAUCCCGUUGUCGGGGGCGUCGGGACUUUCACCGCCCCUCGGGCAAGCGACGCGCCCGUAUUAGGCGCAGAUCUGAUUGCGGUAAGGGGGGUCUCCUUUCCUCUCGUCUUCUCUCAUCUCCCCUCCCUUCCCCUCUCCUCCC
Prorocentrum cordatum is the source of this 1122-nucleotide messenger RNA. The record is from the annotation of a GenBank genome assembly. NCBI's taxonomy places the organism in Eukaryota, Dinophyceae, Prorocentrales, Prorocentraceae.